Beauveria bassiana ARSEF 2860 is the source of this 681-nucleotide messenger RNA. RefSeq lists its product as uncharacterized. The coding region runs from base 1 to 681 and encodes 226 amino acids. The record is from RefSeq and is a predicted model, not a curated record. NCBI's taxonomy places the organism in Eukaryota, Fungi, Ascomycota, Sordariomycetes, Hypocreales, Cordycipitaceae. The transcript is spliced from 3 exons.
AUGCCAAUCCAAGAACAGAUCCGUGUCGAGACCAAAAACUUUGCCCCCGGCGUCCUGCCGCUAUCUGCGCGCACAUUUCGCUUCGUAUCGUGCUUGCGCAUCGUUACAGGUGACGACGACAUCCCGCUGCAUUUCGUUUGCCUCAUUACGGCGGCCUUUUACAACGACGACGACCAACCCGUCUGGAGUCGUCGCGUUCUCCUCUACAAGAUCAUUCCCGAAAGCCACCACACUUCUGCUGCGAGCCAAGAUCUUGUCGAGUACCAGCGCUUUCCAGAAUCCCAGCAGAGUCGCGCUCAAGACGACGACGCCACUUCUUCAGCGUCUGAUGAUAGCCAACUUAUCAGCCACCUGACACAAGAGGAGUACCAUCAGCAGCUCGCAAACCGCUGUGAGGAUCGCACACCCGUCGCACAUUACAACCACCAGCAUCACCCUGUGGGAUACCACUUACACGCGCAAUAUCAAGGUCACGCCCACCAUCAGAUUCACACAAACAAUCCCACCAGCCCACACCCCCAGGCCUACUUAACCCCCAACUGCGCCAUUCACUCCCCCAGUACCUUGAGUUCGAACAACCAAAUUAUCGCAACAACCGACCGCCCCUCGAGUGCCGGCCACUGGUACACGUCUUUUAAUCCGCAAGAGCGUCGCUGGGUCAAUACCUGGCAGCCCAACUGA